AUGAAAGCCAUCCAAGUGAAAGAAUACGUCAAGGGCCCACGAGAACUCAGUGUAACCUCCAUCCCCGACCCCACCCCCUCCCGCGAACAAUACCUCAUCGCCAUCCGCGCCAGCGCCACAAACUUCUUCGACCUGCUCCAAAUCCGCGGCAAAUACCAACACCAACCGCCGCUCCCCUGGGUCUCCGGCGCCGAAUUCUCUGGCAUCGUCCUCGCGACCCCAACCUCCGCCGCCCACCGACCCCCCAAGUUCAACGUCGGCGAUGCCGUCUUCGGCUCCGCCCAGGGCGGCUACGCGACCAAAGUCUGCGCGCUGGAGUCCCAGCUGCAGCCCGUGCCGAAGGGGUGGAGCUUUUUCGAUGCCGCGGGAUUGUUUGUGACGAUGCCGACGAGCUAUGCGAGUUUGGUGACGAGGGCGAAUAUCAAGAAGGGGGAUUGGGUGUUGAUCCAUGCGGCGGCGGGCGGGGUGGGACUCGCUGCUGUGCAGAUCGCGAAGGCGUUUGGGGCGACGGUGAUUGCUACCGCGGGGACGCAGCAUAAACUCGAUGUGGCAAAGAGCUUUGGCGCGGACUACGCGAUCAACUACAAAGACGACAAUUGGCCACAGCAGGUGCUCGAGCUGACGCCCAAGAAGAGGGGCGUGGAUAUCGUGUAUGAUUCUGUGGGGUUGAUCGAGAAGAGCACCAAGUGUAUCGCGUGGAAUGGACGGUUGUUGGUGGUGGGUUUUGCCGGGGGCACGAUCGAGAAGGUCGCGACGAACAGGAUCUUGUUGAAGAAUAUCUCGGUUGUGGGGUUGCACUGGGGGGCGUAUGCCAAGUUUGAGCAGGAGAAGAUUCCGGAGGUUUGGGGCGAGUUGCAUAAGUUGAUGGAGAAGAAGGCGAUUCGGGCGACGAACUAUACGGAUAAGGUAUACAAGGGAUUGGAGAGUGUUCCUGCGGCAUUGGAAGCAUUGGGGGCGAGGGACACUUGGGGCAAGGUAGUUGUUGAUUUGCCUGAGGAGAAGGAGAGCAAGUUGUAG
Messenger RNA from Zasmidium cellare ATCC 36951, 1017 nucleotides. RefSeq lists its product as uncharacterized. The transcript has 2 exons. Lineage: Eukaryota; Fungi; Ascomycota; Dothideomycetes; Mycosphaerellales; Mycosphaerellaceae. The record is from RefSeq and is a predicted model, not a curated record. The coding region runs from base 1 to 1017 and encodes 338 amino acids. Gene Ontology annotation, molecular function: zinc ion binding; oxidoreductase activity. Gene Ontology annotation, cellular component: mitochondrion.